Messenger RNA from Seminavis robusta, 1344 nucleotides. NCBI's taxonomy places the organism in Eukaryota, Bacillariophyta, Bacillariophyceae, Naviculales, Naviculaceae. The record is from the annotation of a GenBank genome assembly.
AUGGGAAAUGCACUCCAUGCUGGUGAUGGGCUGACCAUCGCGGAGAUCUCCGCGGUCGAGUCGUAUUCUGUUGGAAUGACCUCAGAGUCGAGAACGACCACCGAUGACAACACGGCAAGUGUUGCUACGAGACAACAACUCACAGUGAGUGACGAAAGGGACAGUGGUGGUGGCCGUCUGCAUCGCAACCGCAGUGCCACUAGCAGCAAGUCGAGUAGCAGUCGAAUAGGUAUACGAGGCAAUCCAAGUAGGAACAGCCGACAUUUGCAUCAAGAUCGAUCAAGAUCAAAUGUUAGAUCACCCAAUCGAUAUGAAAGCAAGUACUUGGACGAGACGGUUGCAAGCCGACCCUCUACUCUUUAUCAUAGCAAGUAUACGGAUGGCACUGACCCUAGUCGAUCACGAUCGCCAACUCGCUAUGACAACCAGUACCUGAAUCCGUCUGAUUCCAGCAGUCACCCUCGUAAACGAUACGAUGUCGUCAAGGGAUCCCGAACGGAUGGUUCCUCUGCCUAUCAUCAUGGCUAUCGCAUGCGCAACGAUUGCCGCGAUGAGAAUGAGACUUACCAAGAUGGUGGUACGUAUGGGGGCGGUGAUGCGUAUUUGGACGGAAAUUAUCGAGGCGCUGGCACCUACCAAGAAGACAGUGGAACGUACAGAGAAUAUGAAGGAUAUGGCGCUAAUAAUAGGAAGCGAGGAAAGAAGGAAGAAGAACCUCGAGAAGAAGAGUCCACUACUUCCGAACGUCGUUACGGGGCGAGUGAGAGGGAGUCCCCUUUCCACUACGGCUUGACAGAAGAAGAGAUGAGGCAAAGCAAGUUGAUGUUGGCAACAGAAAGUGAACAGGGGACAUCGUCAAGAAUCAAAAGUGUUGCGCCUUCAAUCGAGGAUCCAGAGGUUCAUCCUCUCCUCGAAGACACCGACUCUGAGUCCUUGCACGGCGACAGCUUUUCCACGCUGACAAAGACUCAAGCGACACCCAUCGAAGAUCCAGUUCCAAAUAAUCCGGCUGCGAAAAGGCAAGAGAAUGAACGCAACCUCAAGAAGAUAAAGGAAGCCGCUGUUGGUAGCUUUGAACAGAUGUCGACACCGCCACUGGACGAUUCGGAAGCAGCUGACGACGAGGAGGCUGCGGACGCACCAGCCAGCCCUGCGGACAAGAAACUAGAGGAACUCUUACAACAGCAGCAGCUACAGAAGAAAAGCUCAGAAAACAGCUUCGAACAGUUGCGUAAUUCAAAAAAGAAGCUCCAGAAACUUCAAGAGAAAGACGCGGAGUCCCAACGAGAUGCCAACGAAACAUUUCAAACUCUCCACAGUUCUACCCUCCCACCAAGACUGGUC